AAUGGCAAUCUUGAUAGGCGAGAUGGAGUACUUCGCCCCUUAUCCUCUGUUCAUCUACUCCUAUUUGUUUUCAAUCGGUGUUCCAACAACAGUUUCAAAUUUGUUAUCCUUCCUCUUGAGCUUGUUUUCAUGGCAGAUGAAGAUAAAAAUGAGAUCGUUGUACUGAGUAAUGAGAUCAAGAAUCCUUCUGUUUCUCUCCGUGUUUAUCACAGGAAGAACCGUUCAAAACUAGAUCACAAUCUACCCCCCGAUUUGCUAAUCGAAAUCCUCAAACGAUUACCAGUCACAUCUCUUGUUCGAUUCAUGUCUGUUUGUAAGUCCUGGUACUCUCUUAUUACAAACCCAUCUUUUAUUUCUACUCAUUUAUCCCAUCAAUCUGAUCCGACCUCUAAAAAUGGUAUCACAACUCUAUAUAGUACACAAUUUCACUAUUUCUUGCAUAAUCUUGAUGAACCUUUAGAAAAUUGGUCUGAAAUUCAUUCCCCUAUUGGGAAUGUAAGUUUAAUUGUCGGUUGUUGUAAUGGGAUUAUUUGUUUGUAUGCUGAUUUACCCCGUGGUUUUGAUCCUUUGAUUUUAUGGAACCCUUCAAUUCGAAAAGGGUUUAAUCUCCCCCUUCCAAUCGCACCUUUUAGGGUUCAAAAUGGGAAUUGUAGUUUUGGAUUUGGGUUUGAUUCAAUUUCAAAGGAAUAUAAAGUUGUUAGGAUAAUUUGUAAGUGGGAAAUGGAGAAGAAUAUUACUUUUCUUCAUUUUGAUUUUUGUAGCCUUAGCAAAAGUGAUUGGAAGAACGUUGUUUCAUGUAUUGAGGGUGGCAAGUUUCUUGUCGAGUGUCGAGGGGUCCAUGUAAAUGGGGUAAUUCAUUGGGUAGUGAAGAAGAUAAUUGAUAAUAAUGUUGUUGUCAAAACUAUUUUGGCUUUUAAUUUGGCUACUGAGGAAUUGAGUGAAAUCUUUUUGCCAAAUCCCUUUUCAACUGCUGUUUUGUUCUCAGUGAAGUUAGAUGAGGAUAAGCUUGCGGUUUCGAGUAAGGGUGAUGAGAAUAAUGUGUGGGUGAUGGAGGAGUAUGGUGUUCAUGAGUCAUGGAAAAAGCUUCUUGAGUUUCAUUUAGGAGACAAUGUGGGUACAAUUUUAGGUACAAUAGUUGCUGAAAAUGGUAAAAUUGUGGUGUCAACUUCUGUUGGAAAUUGGAUUUCAUGGGAUCCAAGCAAUUUUAAACUCAAGAACCUUGCCCUUCCUAUCCUAAAUCCAAAUUAUGUGCAUACGUAUAUCCAAAGCCUAGUCUUAUUUAACUUUAAAAAUCGAGCUCUAAAAUGUCGUCCUUUGAAGAAGAAAGUGAAGAAGAGGUUAACAGCUCGUGAAUACAGGAAGCUAUUCUGAGUGAUGGGCCGGCCUGAAAUACAAUUACACAGAAAGGGGGCAUUUGAGCAAAUAACCGUAUGGUCGUUGCAAUGGGUGAAAAGCUAAGUCGGGAAUUUCCCAUUUCAGUUUUAGCAACAUUCUCUCUAAGAACUUGUUACAAAAAAGUUUCGUAUGUUUGUUUUUUCAUUAAUUGCUUGAGCAAACAACACCUUCUGUAUAUAUAAUGAAGAGAAUAUGAAAGUUAGAACUAUACUUGAUAUUACAAAUCAGUGUAUUUACACAUUUGGAGUGUGAGUUACUAGAAGAAACUCUUUGAUGAGUUCUUUGCUCAUUCAAUUACAUGGUACAAAA
Amaranthus tricolor (Joseph's coat) is the source of this 1704-nucleotide messenger RNA. Its product is annotated as F-box/kelch-repeat protein At3g23880-like. Gene Ontology annotation, molecular function: protein binding. The transcript has 2 exons. Lineage: Eukaryota; Viridiplantae; Streptophyta; Magnoliopsida; Caryophyllales; Amaranthaceae. The record is from RefSeq and is a predicted model, not a curated record. Bases 130 to 1371 code for a protein of 413 amino acids.